This is a messenger RNA of Lagenorhynchus albirostris (white-beaked dolphin), 4134 nucleotides long. RefSeq names its product ERCC excision repair 5, endonuclease (gene ERCC5). Gene Ontology annotation, cellular component: nucleus. Gene Ontology annotation, molecular function: DNA endonuclease activity; single-stranded DNA binding. Gene Ontology annotation, biological process: nucleotide-excision repair. The coding region runs from base 435 to 3509 and encodes 1024 amino acids. The transcript is spliced from 15 exons. The record is from RefSeq and is a predicted model, not a curated record. Lineage: Eukaryota; Metazoa; Chordata; Mammalia; Artiodactyla; Delphinidae.
AAACGGAAGCCGGGCGGCUCUAUUUCGUGUGAGUUUACGGCCCCCCUAGAGGAGACCGGGGUUGCCUGAGGGACGUCUCUUGGCUGUUUAUCUCGCCUGAGCUGUCCUCUCACCCUGGUCAUCUGUUAGGAGUGCAGAAGUUUGGGCCAAAGCGCUGGGCGAGACGAGAACCUGCUCCUCUGUGCCUCCGACUUUCUCUGGGCCCGUCUUUCUAACGCGAGGCCGUGUCAGGUUCUGGGAAGUGCGGUUUUCGCCGGGGCCGGUUUUCCCUGGAAAGCUGUGCGCUCCUGGUUGUUUUCCGUCUUCUCCGGGUGGGAGCUUGGGGAGCUCUUCUCGGGGUCCGGGGCGUUGGUGCAGCCUCUUGUGGAAGACUUGGAGUGAAAGGUCUCCCGCGAUCCCGCCCGUGAGACGCGCUCCGAGGGCACACCUCGUUCAUGGGAGUCCAGGGGCUCUGGAAGCUGCUGGAGUGCUCCGGGCGGCAGGUCAACCCGGAGACGCUGGAGGGGAAGGUCCUUGCCGUGGAUAUUAGCAUUUGGUUAAACCAAGCACUUAAAGGAGUUCGGGAUCGCCAUGGGAAUUCAAUAGAAAAUGCUCAUCUUCUUACUUUGUUCCAUCGGCUCUGCAAACUCUUAUUUUUUCGAAUUCGUCCUAUUUUUGUGUUUGAUGGGGAUGCUCCACUAUUGAAGAAACAGACUCUGGCUAAAAGAAGGCAGAGAAAGGACUUGGCAACCAAUGACUCCAAAAAAACUACCGAGAAGCUUUUGAAAACAUUUUUGAAAAGACAAGUUAUCAAAACUGCCUUAAAAAGCAAAAGGGAGGAAGCACUUCCCAGUCUUACUCAAGUUCAAAGAGAAGAUGACAUCUAUGUUUUGCCACCUUUACAAGAGGCAGAGAAAGAUAGUUCAGAAGAGGAGGAUGAAAAAGCAUGGCAAGAGAGAAUGAAUCAAAAACAAGCACUACAGGAGGAGUUCUUUCAGAAUCCUCAUGCAGUAGAUAUUGAGUCUGAAGACUUUAGCAGCCUGCCCCCUGAAAUAAAGCAUGAAAUCUUGACUGAUAUGAAAGAAUUUACCAAGCGAAGAAGAACAUUAUUUGAAGCAAUGCCAGAGGAGUCCAAUGACUUUUCACAGUACCAGCUCAAAGGCUUGCUUAAAAAAAACUAUCUAAACCAACACAUAGAAAGUGUCCAAAAGGAAAUGAAUCAACAACAUUCAGGACAAAUCCAAAGGCAAUAUGAAGAUGAAGGAGGCUUUUUGAAGGAGGUAGAGUCAAGGAGGGUGGUCUCUGAAGAUACUUCACAUUACAUCUUGAUUAAAGGUAUUCAAGCUAAGAAAGUUGCAGAAGUGGAUUCAGAGUCUCUUCCUUCAUGCAGUGAAAUGCACAGCAGGUCUUCUGACAUGAAGUCAUCUCCGUGUGAAAAGCUGGAGCCAAAGGAAGAGCCUGACGCCUCCCCUCCUUCCCCGAGAACCUUACUGGCCCUGCAGGCGGCCCUGCUGGGCGGCAGCUCAGAAGAUGAGCUGGAGAGUGAGACCCGCAGGCUGUGCCAUGUGACGCACGCGCCGGCCACCGCACGUGCAGGUUCUGUGUCGCCGCUGACUCUCUUGGCCAUGCAGAGAGCUCUCGAUGACGAUGAUGAAGACGUGAAAGUGCGUGCCAGGAGCGACAUGCAGACAGGAGGGGCAGGCGCGAGAAAACCAAAACCGCUCCAGAGCAGUUCUGACGAGGAGACUGAGGAAGGACCUAAAAUGAGAGAUGGUGAAGGAGUGCCGUUGGCAGCAGCGUCUCACGCAGCCAGUAUGAACCUCGCAGAGGAGCCUGUAACCAGCGCUGAUGCUGACAAAGAGCGGACAGAAUCGGCUCACCUACCGAGGACUGUCUUUUGUCAAGGCAGCGACUCUGGCGUUCCAAAAGAGCCGAUGUCGUUUAUUCCCCCGGUGAAGGAAGCCUUUCAGACAAACGAUGAGACUGCACUUAAGGAUGGAAAAGAUCCAGUUCCUUUGGAAAACAUUGUGGUGCUACCCAGGGAUGCACCUGGGCUCCAGAGAGGACCAGAGUGGACACCGACACCUCCGACAAGUCCGAGUUCCGUAUCAAGGAGUGGAACCAAAGUGCUUGAGCUACAGCAAGGUCUUCUUCCACCAGACAGUAAAUAUGACACCUCUGUCCUUUCAAGUCAUGAUGCAACAGAAUCUGAAAAAAACCCUGCUCCUGAAGGCACCGUCAGUUUGCAAGAAUCGAGUGAUACGCUAAGUGUCCCUUUAGAGACAAUAAGUGACUUAGGAAAUGUGGCAUCUGUUAAUGCCAAAGAGCAUGAGAAUUUCUUGAAAACCAUCCAAGAACAUGAGACCAUUGAAUCUGCAGGCCAGGGUUUAAUUUCAGUUCCAGCGUCCAUGGAACCAAAGGAAACAGGCUCUGAAGAAAGUGAAUCUGAUGGAAGUUUCAUUGAAGUGCAGAGUAUAAAUAGCAGCGAUGAACUUCAAGCUGAGUUAUAUGAAGCUUGCAGACCUCCCUCUGAACAAGGUGAAGAGGAACCAGUAGGAACUGAGACGCAAGAAGCCACAGGUGACCCCCAGGGCCUCCCGAGAGACAACUCUGAGAGGGAGGCCGUGGGCACCGAGCCACCUGAAGAAACUGAAAAAGAUGCAGAUGAUUUGCUCAACGAAUGGCAAGAUGUUGACCUGGAGGAGCUGGAGACGCUGGAGAGCAACCUUUUAACACAGCAGGAGUCACUGAAAGCUCAAAAACAGCAGCAAGAACGGGUCGCGGCUACUGUGACAGGACAGAUGUUCCAGGAAAGCCAGGAACUUCUUCGCCUGUUCGGCAUCCCCUACGUCGAGGCUCCCAUGGAAGCAGAAGCUCAGUGCGCCAUCCUGGAUCUGACUGAUCAAACUUCUGGAACGAUCACUGAUGACAGUGACAUUUGGCUGUUCGGAGCACGGCACGUCUAUAAAAACUUUUUUAAUAAAAACAAGUUUGUAGAAUAUUACCAGUAUGUGGACUUUCACAACCAAUUAGGAUUGGACCGGAACAAAUUAAUAAAUUUGGCCUAUUUGCUUGGAAGUGAUUAUACGGAAGGAAUACCAACUGUAGGUUGUGUUACAGCCAUGGAAAUUCUCAAUGAAUUCCCUGGACAUGGCCUGGAACCUCUCCUAAGAUUCUCCGAGUGGUGGCAUGGAGCUCAAAAGAAUAAGAAGAUAAGACCUAAUCCUUAUGACACCAAAGUGAAAAAAAAGUUACGCAAGUUGCAGCUCACGCCUGGCUUCCCUAACCCGGCCGUGGCAGACGCUUACCUCAAGCCUGUGGUGGAUGAGUCCAAGGGGUCUUUUCUGUGGGGCAAACCUGAUCUCGAGAAGAUUAGAGAAUAUCCUUUCCGGUAUUUUGGCUGGAACAGGACGAAGACGGAUGAAUUUCUGUUUCCUGUAUUAAAGCAACUGAAUGUCCAGCAGGUUUUCGUAUGUAAUGCUGUGAUGAACAUCAGGCAUGUGACUUUUCUCAAAUGUAACUAUUUUUAAAGAAUGUCUUCCUGAAAGUGGAUUUGCUGAACAGAAGUCAAGAAUAUUUCUUACGACUCCUAAUAUAUAAUACUGUGAAGUUUCUUCCUGAAGGUAUCACAUGAUGACAAUGUUUUUAAAAGAAGGGAAGAGUAGAAUUUAGAAACAGACCCCAUGAAGUUGUGUUGCUCUAAAAGAAGAUGAUAUAUUUGGCCCCUGAAAAAUAUUUAACUCUCUUUCAAUGCCGAGGAAGGGAUUUCCUACUUGAUAUGUGGGCGGAGGGCUUAGUUGACGGAGGUGGUACAUGUACUGCUUUAAGUACGAUCUUGAAAGUAAAAUUUGCUGCCAGUCAUUCAUUUGGGGGAGAUCGGCUUUUGAGAGAGAAUGAAUUAGUAUUUUCUGAAAGAGUCAUCCAAUGCCAGUAAUCAGGGUGGAUUUCUUUGAUUUGCUUUAGAAAGUUUACUUACUUGUCUGAGUUAUUAUUAUUUUAUUUCAUUUUUUAGACGCAGCUCCGAAUUGAUUCUUUCUUUAGAUUAGCUCAACAGGAGAAACAGGAGGCUAAGGGUAUUAAGAGCCAGAGACUUAACAGAGCUGUGACAUGUAUGCUGAGAAAAGAAAGAGAAGAAGCAGCCAGUGAAAUAGAAGC